Molecule: messenger RNA, 835 nt
Organism: Vombatus ursinus (common wombat)
Lineage: Eukaryota; Metazoa; Chordata; Mammalia; Diprotodontia; Vombatidae
Gene: TMEM203
Product: transmembrane protein 203
Exons: 1
Coding region: 50-460 (136 amino acids)
Biological process (GO): intracellular calcium ion homeostasis
Cellular component (GO): endoplasmic reticulum
Source: RefSeq, a predicted model, not a curated record
CCCGGGCCCUGCCGGGAGCGGAGCCCUGGGCCGCGCCGGCACCGGCGCGAUGUUGUUCUCGCUGCGGGAACUAGUGCAGUGGCUGGGUUUCGCCACCUUCGAGAUCUUCGUGCAUGUGCUGGCGCUGCUAGUGUUCUCCGUGCUCCUGGCGCUGCGAGUGGACGAGCUGGCCCCGGGCCUGUCGUGGUGGAAUGUGUUCGUGCCCUUCUUCGCCGCCGACGGGCUCAGCACCUACUUCACCACUAUCGUGUCCGUGCGCCUCUUCCAGGACGGGGAGAAGCGGCUGGCUGUGCUGCGCCUCUUCUGGAUCCUCACUAUUCUCAGCCUCAAGUUUGUUUUUGAGAUGCUGCUGUGCCAGAAGCUGGUGGAGCAGACCAGGGAGCUCUGGUUUGGCCUUAUCAUGUCCCCAGUCUUCAUUCUUUUGCAGCUGCUCAUGAUCCGGGCUUGUCGUGUCAAUUAACCUUGCUCGGAGGGGAGGGAGAAGGAAAGGACGCUAUCCCAAACCUAGCUUUCCCGCUAGCCUUGAACUGGAUGAAAGGAACUCCAGCAAGGAGGAAUCAGGCCCAUUUGCUUAUGAAGUCCUCAGCUUUUCUUCAUGCAUUUCAUCCUUACUCCGGGCGGGUGGGCAGAUGGGUGGAAAAAUCACUGAUCACUAAAUAAAGGUAUUCUUUUUUCAUUUUUCUUUUUUUUUUUUGCUUUGAGUUCUCUUUGUUUCUCUUUUCGUUCUCCUUGGUUUGAGAUGAUUUCCAGAUUGCACAGUGUUUAAUUGCGUGGACUGUAAAGGAGUUUUGCUGUUAGAAAUUGCUUUUUAAUAAAAUGUACUGUUGGAAUAAGA